Letharia lupina is the source of this 1161-nucleotide messenger RNA. RefSeq lists its product as uncharacterized. The coding region runs from base 1 to 1161 and encodes 386 amino acids. The record is from RefSeq and is a predicted model, not a curated record. Lineage: Eukaryota; Fungi; Ascomycota; Lecanoromycetes; Lecanorales; Parmeliaceae. The transcript has a single exon.
AUGGCAGGCGACGAGAUCAAACCUCAGGCGCACCCUCCCCUGAAAAUCCCCCAAUCCAACGCUACCGUGGAAGUGUCCAUUAUCAAUACCACCACCGAUAUCGUCGUGCCGGCCAAAGCCUUUGUUGAACCCGUACAGAAUGGGCAUGAAUACAUGAAUAUGCCGACCUUCGCUUUCUUGAUUGAGAACAAGAAGUUGGGCAAAACCAUCAUGUUCGACCUUGGAUGCCGGAAGGACUGGUGGAACCAUUCCCCAGGCUCCUACGCCUCACUCAAGAACGGUAUACCCGGCCUCAACAUUCCAAAAAACGUCAACGAGAUUCUGCGCGAGGGUGGGGUGGACGACAAAAAGAUUGAUGCCGUCGUAUGGAGCCAUUGGCAUUGGGAUCACACGGGAGAUCUUUCUCUGUUUCCACACUCUACAGAUUUAUAUGUUGGCCCUGGAUUCAAGGAGAACUUCAUGCCAGGCUAUCCUACCAACAAGGACUGCCCAGUACUUGACAAGGACUUCAAGGGUCGCGCCGUCCACGAAGUCUCCUUCGACACCAAUGACAAAAUUGGCGCUUUUCCUUCCCAUGACCUCUUCGGAGACGGUAGCUUCUACAUCCUCGAUGUGCCAGGACAUGCUAUCGGACACAUUUCGGGCCUCGCGCGCACAACGUCCGAUACCUUCGUGUUCAUGGGUGGCGACAUCUGCCACUUCGGCGGCUCCUACAGGCCAACCGUCUAUGCGCCGAUGCCCGGCACCAUCCCGUCCUCUGUCCCCCUGGAUCGUCGUCUCCCUAGCCCUUGUCCAUGUUCAUUCUUUGCAGGUAGUCAUCAUGACCCUGAGAACCUGCGAACUUCAGCAUUCUACAAUGUAACGCAAGAGCCUGGAGGCUGGUACGUCGAUCCUCCAACUGCACAAAAGAGCGUGAAGCGCUUGGAGGUGUUUGAUGCGGAUGAGAAUGUUUUUGUUUGCGUGGCGCACGAUGGUGGGUUGAUUCCUGUUGUGGAUUGGUUUCCAAACGGAACGAUCAACGACUGGAAGAAGAAGGGGUGGAAAGAGAGGAGUCAGUGGGGAUUCUUGAACGAAUUGCCGGUCGAUGGACAGCCGGGGAGGCCGUGGAUUGCUCCUGGACUGGUGAAAGAGGGGAAGGUCAUGAGCAAGGAAGAAUUGUAG